UUUCUUUUCUUUUCUUUUUUAUAUCAAACACCAUCUAUAAAUUAAUAUUCCAUUCAAACUCCACGUUUCUGUCUUCAGUUGUUGUGUAGCUAUAGCUAGACCUUCCAUUCAUUCAUUCACAAUUAAACAAACAUAUAUAUUAUCUCAUUGUCUGUUUAAUUCAUCAUAAUCUCCUUCUUAACAGAACAGGCCGGCUGCUUGUUUUGUGGUGGAUUAACCACAAAAAUUUGCAAGAUUUUGUUGACGUCUAGAAGCAAAGGUGUGUGUGAGAAAAUGAAUGUUCAAAGUAAAAUUGCUGUAACCCCUUUGCCAAUGGAGGAAGCGUGGCUUCUUUUCAAACGUGUGGUUGGUGAAAGAGUGGAGACUGAUGUUGAUUUGAAACCGGUUGCAGAGGAGGUUGCUAAAGAGUGUGGUGGAUUGCCACUCCUCAUUCAAGCUGUAGGGAAUGCUUUGAAAGACGAAAGCAUCGAUUCAUGGAAUGCAGCCCUUUCUCGACUUAUGGAACCUGCACCAUCGGAUAUCGAUGAGGAGACACGGAAAUCAUUUAACCAUUUGAAGCUAAGCUUUGACUAUCUUAAAAGUGAAGAAGCCAAGUCAUGCUUCUUGCUUUGUACUUUGUUUGCUAAUGACCAGGAUAUUUUUUUGGAAUACUUGGUAUGGUACGGGAUGGGUUUAGAAAAGUUUGAUGACGUGGAAAGCAUACAGGAUGCAAGAGGCCGGGUUCAAAAUGCAGUGAAUAUCCUCAUUUCUUCUGGCUUGUUAAUGAAUAGCGCAUAUGAUGGAUGUACCAAAAUGCAUGAUGUUGUUCGUGAUGUGGCAUUGUUAAUUGCAUCUCAAGGCGAUAACAAAUUUCUGGUGCGGGAAGGUUUAACUGAAUGGCUACCAAGAGACACCAGCUUAGAAAGCUACGUGGCAAUCUCGCUGGUGUAUAAUGACAUCAAAAAGCUUCCUGAUUUUGAGAUUCAUUUACCGAACCUUCAGUUAUUCUAUUCAUAUUGCAAUUAUGAUUUGUCAAUGAUUUCUGACGAAUUCAUUCAGAGCAUCCAAAAGGUGAAGGUUUUAGGUAUCGCAUGGACUAAUAUAUCCUUGCCACAAUCAAUUCAACUACUCACAAAACUUCGCGUGCUCAAUCUUUACGGAAAUAAAUCUGUCAACGGAAUUUCAAUACUUGGGGUGUUGAGAGACCUCGAGAUUCUAAUUCUAAAUGAAACUGGAAUCACUGAAAUACCUAAAGAGAUUGCUCAGUUAGUAAACUUGAGGGUGCUUCAAAUAAAUGGUUGUAAGGAUCUUAUUCACAUAACACAAGGUGUUAUAUCAGCGCUCUGGAGAUUGGAAGAGUUAUCCAUUGAAUUCAUGUUGAAGUUUGUAGGAGCUUUUGAUUGUAUCGUUGAGGUAAUGAGCUUGUCGAAGCUCACAUACUUGGACUUAACAGUUCCAAGUAUUGAUGAUAUUCCUAUUCAAGAACAAGGUUUCAAUUCUGAAAAAUUGAAAACUUUUGUGGUUCAAAUAGGUGAAUACAAUCGAUUUACCUUGAUCAAGAGUUUAGUCUUAUGGUCAGGCUGUUAUCUAGUUCUCUCAACACCAUAUAUUAGGAUUCCAUUAGAUAAGUGGUUAAAGAAAUUGAUCGGAAAUCGUCCUGUUACAUUUCUAAAUGGAGCCGAAAACAUAGAUAAUAUUAUGCCGACCCUGUAUGAUGAAGGUUUCAAAAAGUUAGAGCACAUUAAGCUGGACAAUUGCUCAAAUGUCUCAUGCUUAGUGGAAGAAGGUACAAAAAGGCGUGACGAAGAUGAAGGGAAAAAAGGGGGAAAGUUUUUCGAGGAACUAAAACACCUUGAAUUGGACGUUCUAGAUAACUUGGAGGUAUUAUGGAAAUGCCCGGAUGAAUAUAUAAGUCUUACAAACCUAGUCACUCUUAGUAUUUACAAGUGUAAUAAGUUAAAAAGACUAUUCACAUUGAGCGUAGCACAAGGCCUUGUCAAUCUCAAGGAUCUGUAUAUCGGAGAUUGUCAUGGUUUAGAGGAAGUGAUUUGGCAUGAUGGUGGAGAGGAAAUCGGCAGAGGAAGUGAAGAAAUAGUUGAACAACAACAAUGUUAUUCUUCUUCUGCAGCAAAUACGGAUGUUAUUAUUGUCUUUCCUUCGCUUACCAGGAUAACGUUAAUGUAUUUUGAAAGUCUCAAAAGCUUCUUCAACUCGAAAGCUGGGGAUGAGAAUUGUGGCAUCAUCAUCAAAUAUCCGUCUUUGGUGGACGUUGAAAUCGGUUGGUGUUUAAGCAUUAAGAUAUGGGGACCCGGAAUCCAUGAAACACCUAACCUCAAAAGUUUGGUUGUUGAGUCUGAUGAUUAUAUUGAGCCAAUAUUACUGGAUUCACCCAAUGCCAUAAAUGAGGCUGUGGAAAAAAUGUGGAGAAUUUUGAACCAGGAAGAACUUUAUGAACCGGAACAACGGGAAGAAGAAGAAGAUGAUAGUGAAAAUGAAGAUGAAGGAAUAACAUUUCCGGCUUGAUUUGAUCCGUAUAUCAUCUCUCUAUAUUGACGAGAGCGAAGUUACUUGAACCCCGAGUCUCAGACUCUGCUGUCUGAACUGAAUAAGCGCAGGCUCCUCAAUUCCAAAAGCUUAACAAGAACUUAAUUGAAUUGGUGGGUCCUUAAACCAUAUGACUUCAAAUACGUCAUUGACUGGUAUGGUGUAGCAGAUAGAUCAGCAUGAGCUUUGUGCUGCUUGAUUGAAGGAGAGAGCAGCAUACAAUAUGCUCUUUCACAAAUUGGCAGCUGCAUUCAAUUUGGAGAAGAUGCUGAUGUGAAGAUUAGGGAUUUUGACCCAGAUGAAGAUCAGGACUAGAAUGUAUAUGGUCUUCUAAUUAAGAUUACAUAAUUGUUUAUCUGCUUUUGGCCUUACUGUUGAUAUUGUGAACAAAUGCCAUAUAUUCUUUUGAGUAACAUGUCUGUGUUCUAUAUAUAUAAUAUAUGGAGGUGGUUCGACAGUUGGGUAAAAA
This is a messenger RNA of Erigeron canadensis, 2992 nucleotides long. RefSeq names its product probable disease resistance protein At4g27220. The coding region runs from base 274 to 2502 and encodes 742 amino acids. NCBI's taxonomy places the organism in Eukaryota, Viridiplantae, Streptophyta, Magnoliopsida, Asterales, Asteraceae. The record is from RefSeq and is a predicted model, not a curated record. The transcript is spliced from 4 exons. Gene Ontology annotation, molecular function: ADP binding.